Amaranthus tricolor (Joseph's coat) is the source of this 3525-nucleotide messenger RNA. RefSeq names its product pentatricopeptide repeat-containing protein At1g62260, mitochondrial. The transcript is spliced from 2 exons. Gene Ontology annotation, molecular function: RNA binding; protein binding. Gene Ontology annotation, biological process: RNA modification. Lineage: Eukaryota; Viridiplantae; Streptophyta; Magnoliopsida; Caryophyllales; Amaranthaceae. The record is from RefSeq and is a predicted model, not a curated record. Bases 475 to 2481 code for a protein of 668 amino acids.
UAGAAGGGAUAUUAUUAUUAUUAUUAUUAUUAUUAUUUAUUUUUUAUUUGGAUCGAUCCAAAAAAAAAAGUCUUCCAACAAUUUGUGUUUUUCAAUUAAACGGAGUCAUCUUAACCGUUGAGCCAUCGCUUAUUAGGACAAUUUGGGACCUCAAGGUCAGGUCAGGAUUCAGGUCCAAAUUUCUCAUUCUGUUCAUGUCUUCAUCUCUCCCUCUUGAGUCUUGACGAGAAUCACCUAUCCGCAGCAAGUUGCGUAUCGCUCGCUCUUCUUCACUGCUUCAUCUUCAGUAUCUAGUAUCUGUUAUGGAUUGGCAAGUUGGCAUGAUCUGGUCGUCAAAGGAGAAUGGCUCAUUUCACCGUUCAUGUAUGUUUCAUAAGAUGGAACAUGUGAAUACAUUGUUCAAUUUCAAGACUUUUUAGAGAUGGUCACUAAAUUGAUUUGUUUGAGCAAAUUCUAAUUUUCAGAAGAAAUGCAAUGUGUUUUUUCAUUAUCAGGAAGAAUUAUAUGUUGCCCUCCUCGUUUGGCAAUCUAUUGCUCUAUAGGAAGAGACCCAUGUGUUAUUUUGUGAUGAGAUAUAAUAGUGCUCAAUAUGUUGAUAUUCGUACAUGGAACAAGCGCAUUAUUCAGCUAAAUAGAAAUGGUCAAUUAAACGAAGCACGAUCAUUAUUUGAUAGAAUGUAUAUAAGAAACACAAGAACAUGGAAUGCUAUGAUGAGUGGAUAUGCUAAGAAUGGAGAGAUUUGGAAAGCACGUAAGUUGUUUGAUGAAAUGCCCGAAAGAGAUAAAGAUGUUGUCUCUUGGAACUUGAUGAUCUCAGGUUAUGUUUCACUUCGUGGGGGUGGAAUGAGACAUGUUGAGGAAGGGAGACAUUUGUUUGAUCAGAUGCCUAAGAGAGAUAUGGUUUCUUGGAACACUAUGAUCAGUGGUUAUGCUCGGGUUGGGAGAAUGGAUGAAGCGUUGUGCCUCUUUAAAAGUAUGCGUGAGAGAGAUGUUAUCACUUGGAAUGCAAUUGUGACUGGUUUUCUACAGAACGGUGAUGCUGGUAGAGCUAUUGAGUGGUAUAGGAAAAUGCCCAAAAGGGAUGCCUGUUCAUUGAGUGUACUUAUAUCGGGGUUAAUUCAGAUUGAUGAGUGGGUCAAGGCAAAGGAAAUUUUGCUUGAAUGUAGAAAAGGAGUUGACGUAAAGAAACAAGAUCUUGUCCAGGCUUAUAAUACUUUGAUUGCAGGAUAUGGGCAAAAAGGGAGAGUAGACGAAGCUAGAAAUCUUUUUGAUCAAAUUCCUUAUUGUCCACAUGGAAAUUUUUUGGAGAGUAUGGGAUUUGAGAGGAAUUUGGUGUCAUGGAAUGUAAUGAUAAUGUCUUAUAUCAAAGUGGGUGAUGUUAUGUCUGCAAGAAAACUCUUUGAUCAAAUGGUAGACCGUGAUACAUUUUCAUGGAAUACAAUGAUUAGCGGCUAUGUUCAAACAUUGAACAUGGAGCAAGCGGCACAACUUUUUUCACAAAUGCAGGAUCGUGAUAUAAUGUCAUGGAAUAUGAUGGUUUCUGGUUAUGCUGAAAGUGGAAAUUUGAAAUUUGCCAUCGAUUUCUUCAGCAGGACUCCACAGAAAAAUCUGGUGUCUUGGAACACUGUUAUUGCAGGAUGCGAUAAGAAUGGAGAUUAUGAAAGCGCAAUCAAGUUGUUCAUGCAAAUGCAGCAUGAAGAGGUGAAGCCUGAUAUGCACACUCUAUCAUCAAUUCUAAGUGUUUGUACUGCACUUGCUGCCUUGGAAUUAGGUUGGCAGAUCCAUCAGCUUAUCAGCAAAACACAUACUGCAGACACACCUAUCAAUAAUUCACUUAUUACAAUGUACUCAAGGUGUGGGGCGAUAACCGAGUCAAGGAUCGUGUUUGAUGAGAUGGGAAUCAAGAAAGAUGUAAUAUCUUGGAAUGCAAUUAUAGGCGGAUAUGCAUCUCAUGGAUACGCAGAAACAGCGUUGGAGCUUUUUGAAGAAAUGAAGAGGGUCAAAGUGAAACCCACAGUUAUUACAUUUGUAUCGGUCUUGAAUGCUUGUGCCCAUGCUGGCUUAUUGAAUGAAGGUCGCAAGUAUUUUGAAUCAAUGCAUUUAGAUUUUGGAAUUAAACCUAGGAGUGAACAUUAUGCUGCACUUGUAAAUAUUGUGGGUCGUCAUGGCCACCUGAAAGAGGCCUUGGAUUUGAUUUAUCACAUGCCUUACCGGCCAGAUAAGACCAUAUGGGGUGCUUUGCUCGCAGCUUGUAGGAUGCAUAACAACGUAGAGCUGGCUCGAGUUGCUUCAGUAUCUCUAUCAAAGCUUGAACCAGAAAACUCUGCACCUUAUGCUCUGCUUCACAACAUGUUUGUUGAUGUGCAACAAUGGGAGGAUGCAGAAAAAGUCAAAAAUAUGAUGGAAAUAAACAAUAUUAGAAAGGAACGAGCAUCUAGUUGGAUAAACAGUGUAACCUCCAGAGAAUAUUGUCGAUACUGAGUGUUCGAGAGUCUCCUGAGUUCUAGCCUUGCUACUUCGUCUUGUUUGUCUUCUCUACAUGUCUUGUCUAUGGCAUGUCACUAAUGCAAACUUCUUUUAUCUCAUUGAUAAGGGUAUGGUUUGUCGUCAUCCAACCCUUUCCAGUCCCUGAUCAUAUCAUGUGCGGAAUAUACUGGGUACUAUGAUGGAGAGACUCCUCGGAGUUCUCUAGGAUUCCUACAACUAUAUGCAGUAGCAUUUUCUUGAUCAGGAUGCAAAGUGCUGACAGCUUUAUAUCGGAGGUGUGUCAUUGACAUUGCUACAUCAAUCAAGUUUCAAAAUUUUUGUAGAAUUUGUUUCGUAAGGCCUAUUUGCCUUAGUUGAAGCUGUCAAUAAAAAAGCUAAUUGUCACCCUAUAAUCUUAUUUUUUUCAAUCUUAUAUAGCUUUAGGGUGAAGCAUCUCAUUUGAAAGGUGAAGCAUCUCAUGUGUUGCUAGAUCUCUGAAAAAAAAGAACCUAUGCUUAUACUUCUAUUUGUUAACUCUACACAAACCCUUUGAAACAGAGGGAGCAUACGUUUUAUAUGAGAAUGCUCAACUUCCAUACUUUGGUAGAUCUUUAGCUACAGAAAAUAAUUGAAGUACAUUAAAUUGGUAAAGUUUUAGAUAGAAACAACAGUACACACUCUUCUACAAUAGAUGUUGUAAUAAAGUCACAUUCACUAUUUGAAGUUAGGUUAGUUCUUAUAAUUUACAAAUGACAUUUUUAACUUAUUUUAAUUCAUCUAAGCUAGUGCAAUCAAAUUUAAAUUCUAGAUUUAGAUGCAAUAUUAUUGAAUUGUUUUUAUGGGUAUCAAUUCAUGAUCUCUUAUCCAAUAUUCAAAUUUUUUAUAUUUAAGUCAUAUUCAAACUUUUUACACUUAAUUAUUAAUAUUUGCUCUAACAAAAUAUAUAUAUUUCAAAAUUUUCACCGAUAUUUUAGAUAAAAAAAUUAAUAAGAAGGUGGUUUCGAAAUAAUGGUGUGUUGAAUGUUAUUUAUAAAUUAAAAUAAAAAAAUAAAAAAAAAA